CCACGACCUUCACCGGUGGAGGACGUCGUAUAAGACUCACCUCCCUUGUCUAGCCAUCCAUCGCUAUCCUGAGUCCAUGCGUCCUGUGACCGCAUAUGUCAGAUAUUUAAUUAUGGUAAAAUAUAACUAAAAUUGACAGGAAAAAAUUACAAUUAAUUGAUCUGUCGGUUUCUGCAGAUAGAAACAGAGAAAAGGAAGUGAAAAAAAAUAAACAGUGACAGUAGCGAUAACCUAAACAUACAAGAAAUAAACAAUAUAAUUACGAGAAGUUGGUAAAAAAAAAGCAUAAACUAAAACAGGAAAGUAUCAGUGGCAAUAAACAAAAGACGGUCGGUUAGAGAAAAAGCUAUUAACAUUCAACAGAAGAUACACUACCGAAGAAGGAAGAGGUUCUGGAGGAUGAAGUGUGACAAAGGAGGUCAGGAGCGGUGUGUGGUGGUGGCCUAACAUCACUUCGGGGUCACCAGGAUUAACGCUCGUCACAGACACAGCAGCAGCAGUAGUAGUAGUAGUAGCCACCAGCGGAGUCCGAGCCUUAUACAGCUUCUGAAAACUGGCACAUGUAUAUAACGGUUAGGUGAGGAGGAUGAGCGGACCCCCUAUGAACGGGUGCUGUACGGGCUGCACCAUGAUCAACGAUGGCUCAAGGAGGUCACGUUGGGUCGUCGGGUCGGCUUCUAUCGCUUCAGGGGCGAGCUGGGUCAAGGCAACUUCUCCACCGUGCGUCUUGCCUUCCAUCAGCUGACCCGAGACAAGGUGGCGGUGAAGGUAAUCGACAAGGCCAAACUGGACCAGAAAACACAGAGGAUGUUGGCCAGGGAGAUCUCCAACAUGGAUGCCGUCGCUCACCCCAACAUUAUAAGGUUGUUCGAGGUUGUGGAGACUCUAUCAAGGAUCCACCUGGUGUUGGAAUUCGCUCCUGGUGGUGAACUCUUUAACCGCAUCACGGCCGAGGGUCGCCUCCCGGAGAACGACUCGGCCAAGGUCUUCACCCAGGUCCUCUCGGCCGUCACCUACCUGCAUGGUCUCUCCAUCAUCCACCGAGACAUCAAAGCAGAGAAUGUUUUCCUGGCUGGGCCAGGUCAGGUCAAGCUGGGUGACUUUGGCUUCUCCACACGUGUUAAUGACUUGCAGCAGCAGCUGAGUACCUUCUGUGGCUCCCCACCUUAUGCUGCCCCUGAACUAUACAAGGAUGAGUCGUACGUGGGUCCAGCAGUGGAUAUCUGGGCCCUGGGGGUCCUCCUGUUCUUUGUCUUAACUGCUGACAUGCCUUUCAAGGCAAACACAGUGGCUGGGUUGAAGCGACACAUCCUUGCAGGGGCAUUCAUUACCCCAGAGCACGUGUCUCCUGCAGCAUCAGACCUCAUUGCUCGGCUCCUGGUGCAGGACCCUAAUGAGAGGCCAGGCACUGACACCAUUGCUGUUCAUACCUGGCUCUCCACAGCUCCUGCCCAACCCACACCACUACCUACUUAUGUCUUGGCACCCACCUUCUCAACGGAAGAUUCAAGUGAUGUGGAGAUAGAGGCUGUGUCAACACUUCAGAAGUGGGGCAUCUCGCAGCAGUCCUUGGAAGAUGGGUUGUCCCUGGGUGCCCGUUCACCAUCUCUCGCCACCUACCGGAUCCUCCUUCACCGCCUGAUGACCCAGCCCAAUAGCCCCAGCAAAUCCUCCAACAACAACUCCACUGACACCAUCACCUCCUCCAAGCCUGCUUCCUCAGCCUCCACUCCCAGCAAAGACUCAUCUCCCAGGAGACGGUUGCCAAGGCUUCCCAAGAAUGGACAUGCAACUAAUGCAGGAUAUGGGGGAGUUAAAUCCCGUGCCUGCAUAAUUGUUUAGUGUGAAUUAGACAGGACAAAUUCCAGUCCCAUAUCACAGUUUAAUAUAUCUGUGGUUCAUUCUGUGUGUAAUGAGGGUCUAAUUAAAUGUUGUUUAUCCUGUGACAACCAGAUUAUGGUCCUCUGGUGGGUCCUGUCAAAUGUGAAGACUUUUUGGAUCACAUGAGAUUGACUAAUCAUAAUUAUAUGGCUGUGUUAUUUACAGUUAUGCAAGCAAUCCUACAUUAGGUUUGAUCAUAUCGAAUACCUGUUUAAGGCCAGUAUUGUUCUUUAGAGAGAACACAUGUAUAUUAAUAUAAUUAUAAGAGUUGUUUAGUGUUUAUCAGUGCAAAGGCCAAAGAAAUAUUUCCUAACCUCAGAGUUAAUAUUUGUGUAUAUUUGUUGUACAGAAGAGAUGCAUGUUGUUGUUGUAGAGAAAGCUAACUAUAUAUAUACUGUAUAUGAGUCAAAUGGCUUUUGUUGACCAAUUAAAGUAUCAUCCAGUAGUCAGGAUACAGUAGUCUGCUACAUCAAUUCCAUGAAAAAUGUGUAAGUUGUGGAGGGUUUGCCAGUGUAUACAUACAGUAUAUAUAGUCUGAACUAGGAGUAUAAAGAUUAAAAGUAAAACACCACCUGAAACCCUUCUAGUAUGUAUUGUACUGUACCAUGAAUCCUCUGUUUAGAUAGAAUAGUCUGACCUCUAAUUAUCACCAGCAUCUGAUGUUUAUGAUAAUACAAUAUUUGUCAAGUUAAAAUCAUUGAUUGUUAUUGUUAGAAGAAGAGUGAGAGAAACAAAGGAAAAAAUACAGUAUGAUUAAUGGUAAUGUCAGUAAUGUCCAAAGAGAAUGAAACCAGCAACCUGCCAGAGAGUGUUGUUAUGGCACUGAGUGUGAGCUGUUUCAAGACCAGACUUGACCAACACUGGAGGAGGUUCAGGUACAUUCAGGAGCCAGUGUAUGCCCAGUACUUGCCAACAGUGCCUAAGAGAUGUGGCCGAUUGCCCAAGUGGCUAACAGCCAAUCAGUGGUGAAGAGGAUAAAAGAAAAAGAAAAUAAUUGAAGAGAAAGACACAAGAAGAAAAUAUAAUUGAAGAGGGAGACACAAGAAUAAAAUAUAAUUGAAGAGGAAGACAAAGAAGAAACUAUACAGUAAUUGGAAUCCAUAGAGGAAAACUAGUCAUCAAUAGAGAAUAGUGAUGAGAAAUGACAACCAAUAUCAGUAACCCCUUUUUUUUUAACCAAGGGUGAAAAAAAGUUGUCUAACCCACCCAACCUAUCCAAAAUUUUUACUUUUUUUUUAUCUGGUCAUCUUUUAUUCAGCUUCAAGACUUGAUAUUUAGAAGUCCUUCCUCUUUUGUCAUUUGUUUGCUGGUGAUGCAUAGAGAUCUGUCACUUGACGUCCAAUAUUGGCAAUAUCGUAAGCCUGUUUGUGGGUCCGGUCUUUAAAUUACCGAAGUGAAGGUACUGUAUACAUAAGUCAGGCUCAUGAUGGUUACUUACAUACUUCCAGUGAUAUUUGGAAAGUGAAUAUUUCCAGUGGGUGGUGUUUGUGGUGGUGUGUGGAGCACUGUGCUGUUACCUGAGACAUGUUUACUUGUGGCGCUGGUGAGUCUUACUGCCAUCUCCUCCACGAAGGAUCAACAGUUGAUUACUGAGACAACAAUGUUCUUCAGGAUGUUUUGUUUAGAUGUAUUUCUUGAUGCUAUAAUUAGAUAAGAAUAUUCAGCAACAAAUAUUGUCCAGGUACAGUACACUCAAGAGUAAAAUAUUGUUUAUGUCAUCCAUAUUGUAAGUACAGUACUGUAUACAGUACAAUAAUUUUUAUUGUCCCAGAAAUCUAAUCUUGUUACAGUUUUUGCAGGAAAAUUAA
Molecule: messenger RNA, 3689 nt
Organism: Homarus americanus (American lobster)
Lineage: Eukaryota; Metazoa; Arthropoda; Malacostraca; Decapoda; Nephropidae
Product: serine/threonine-protein kinase NIM1-like
Biological process (GO): microtubule cytoskeleton organization; protein phosphorylation; intracellular signal transduction
Cellular component (GO): cytoplasm
Molecular function (GO): protein serine/threonine kinase activity; tau-protein kinase activity; ATP binding
Source: RefSeq, a predicted model, not a curated record